Messenger RNA from Orbicella faveolata, 1736 nucleotides. Its product is annotated as TLC domain-containing protein 2-like. The record is from RefSeq and is a predicted model, not a curated record. Gene Ontology annotation, biological process: plasma membrane organization; phospholipid homeostasis; regulation of membrane lipid distribution. Gene Ontology annotation, cellular component: plasma membrane. NCBI's taxonomy places the organism in Eukaryota, Metazoa, Cnidaria, Anthozoa, Scleractinia, Merulinidae.
GUUAUUUUUGGAUUGACAUGAGCAACUCAUUUGGACACACAUAGUUCUUGGCUCUCCACUCAAUACGAUGCUACUCCGCUUAGCUCUCGGGUCUCUGGCCUCUGGUCAAUGGUAUUUACUGAAUUUAGCCCAAUCCGCGAAUGAGCCUUAUAAACCCUUAUAAAAUAUAAUCAUUCUCAUCCUAGAAACCAAAGCGACUGACCUAAACCAAAGCUGAGCCGUGAUCAGGAAUGACCUAUGCCAAAAAAUACAAGAUUACGUCUAUGCCAACUGUUCCUAGCACAGACAGGAUCUCCCAGCUACUGAAAGCGUUCAGAGUGCAUUUUUCACUCUUAUUUAGGCCAACUUUGGACAUUUUUGGGGGGUAAUUUUGGAAUAUUUUGUGCCUUUUUGUGGUUCUCUACUUUGAAGGUUUUUUUGGGUUGGCUUCUCAGACGGAUCGUACGUCAAUAUGGUGAAUUCCAGCCGCUUUUCACUUUGAAAUCCACUCGGAAUGUCUUUGGCGUAACCUACAUAAAAUGCAUCCGGAAACGGCGAAAUAUGGCCCACAGAUUAGUUUCUGCUCCUGUUUAUAGAAGAUCAAGAUAGCCGUUUCAAAUCGGAAGAAAAUCUUUUCACAUGGCAAUUUGAUUGGCUCUUGAAAGUAGCCCUAAUCUGAUUAGUGUAAUAAUAUUAAUUAAAAACAAUCUCGUGGCAUGCGUAGACGUCCCUCCCUCUGCCUGUAUACACCAUCGCGACACCUGAAAGGUAUUUUGGGGGAAAAUUUAUUCACAAACCAAUUACCGUCAAAAUUUUCAGUUACACGUCAGGCAUCCCUUGAUGACACAAAACUGAGAUGUUGCUGGAAACACAGACGAUUACGUAAACUAGCUUGACCAGUGAACGUAUGGCGUCAAGUAGAUUACUAUACAAAACAUUAACAUGUCCUUUCCAGAAGCACUUUAUUUCAUCAUUCCAUCCCUACUUUGUUUCCGGAUCUUCGCCUUUUUGGUCAAACUAUUCAUUCCUGUUCCAAAAUCACUGCACGGUCCUUGUCGGAAGCAAUGGCUUUACCACAACACCGUGGUUUCCCUUGGUCACUCGUGUAUUUCAUCUGUUUUGGCAGUGUACUGCUUUUACGAUGAACCGGCGAUGUUUACAGACAUGAUUAGGACUUGGAGCAGGCUUUCAUUCUAUGUUGUCUGCUUUUCCACAGAAAUAGACAGUGGGCAAUUUCUUCAGGCAACCAUCAGAACUAAUUUUAUUGGUAUCCUAUGUUUCAUGCAAAUGUUGUGUUUUAAUUGUGUUCGUUCUUUUCAGAGCUGCGUGGCGUGCACCUUCCCGACUUUCUCGCAGCUUUAUCUUGCGUUUCCUACUUGUUGUCUGCUUAUGGAGAUCAACAGUGUAUUCCUUCAUGUAAGAAGAUUAAUGCGCUAUCAUCAAAUGAACAAGUUCAGUCAUUUGUACCGAUUCAAUAUGAUCUUGGUACUUGUCACGUUUGUUGUUUUCCGGUUCAUUUUUGUUGUCUGGAUGGAGAAUACUGUUAUCACUCACAGACAAAAUCUCUAUUUACCGCAUUUCUUGUUUGGUUUUUUUGGAAUUAAUGGAAUGAUAACAAUCAACGUUUUUCUGUUCAUUUUCUUGUGCAAAGCAGAGUUUGGGGGGAAAACGAGAUAAGAAAAGAAAUUCCAAAUGAUGUAUUAAAUGCAGAUUCGUUACAUUAUAUGGAAAUAAAAGUUGUUGUCACUUGCGACAAG